Drosophila serrata is the source of this 3041-nucleotide messenger RNA. RefSeq names its product heat shock protein 70Cb (gene Hsp110). Gene Ontology annotation, biological process: protein folding. Gene Ontology annotation, cellular component: nucleus; cytosol. Gene Ontology annotation, molecular function: ATP binding; ATP-dependent protein folding chaperone. The record is from RefSeq and is a predicted model, not a curated record. NCBI's taxonomy places the organism in Eukaryota, Metazoa, Arthropoda, Insecta, Diptera, Drosophilidae.
GAUAUUCCUAUUUCCUACAACGGUCAUACUGCGAACGCAAGUUAGAAAAGGAAACGUGCGGUGCCGAAAUAAAAUUGCAAAGAAUUACCGUCAACCAGGAGGUGUUAGACCAUUAUCAGCGAAAACUCGAGUUUUCCCUUCCCUUGCGGUGUUUGCGCGUGCAAGCGAGAAGGAAGAUUGAAGGCCGGACGCUAGAAAUUUCCAUUCUCAGGCGAAAACCGAAAUCCAUAAUUAAUGUGAAUGUGAAAAGCAUAUAUUGAAUCGAACUUUCUGGAGUUUAUUGUCAAAAAAGAAAGACCGGAUAGCUAAACGACACUAGCAGAAAAACGAAGAAGACUAAGCGAUCGCGUUGUUCCGCCCCCCGAAGUUGAAACAAGCUACAACACCACCAAAUUAAUUUAAUUGGAAAAGCGGUCAGACGACAAGGAGGAGCAGAAAAUGUCUGUGAUUGGCAUCGAUUUUGGCAACGAGGGCUGCUAUGUGGCGGCGGCCAGGUCCGGCGGCAUUGAGACGCUGGCCAACGACUACAGUCUCCGGGCCACUCCCUCCUUUGUGGCCUUCGAUGGAAAGAAACGGAUCAUUGGCGUGGCCGCCAAGAACCAGCAGGUGACAAACAUGAAAAACACAGUUGGUGGAUUCAAGCGUUUGCUCGGCCGUAAAUUCAACGAUCCCCAUGUACAACACGAACUCACGAGCAUUCCAGCGCGCGUCGAGGCGCGCGGCGACGGCAGUAUCGGCAUCAAGGUGAACUACCUGGGGGAGGAUAAGCACUUCGGGCCGGAGCAGCUGACGGCGAUGCUCUUCACCAAGCUAAAGGAGACAUCGGCGGCCGCGAUGCAGACGCAGGUUAACGACUGCGUUAUCGCCUGUCCCGUGUUCUUUACCAACGCAGAGCGCCGAGCCCUGCUGGAUGCUGCCCAGAUCGCCGGGCUGAACGUUCUGCGACUGAUGAACGAAACGACGGCCACGGCGCUGGCCUACGGCUUUUACAAGAACGAUCUGUUCGAGGACAAGCCGCGCAACGUGAUUUUCGUGGACUUUGGGCACUCGUCACUGCAGGUCAGUGCCUGUACCUUCACCAAAGGCAAGCUGAAGAUGCUGGCCAGCACCUGGGACCAGAUCGGCGGACGGGACAUUGACCUUGCGUUGGCAGACUACUUCUCCAAGGAGUUCCAGGAGCGUUACAAGAUCAACUCAAAGACCAAUGCCCGUGCCAAUCUGCGUUUGCUCACCGAGAUUGAGAAGCUAAAGAAGCAGAUGUCUGCCAACAGCACAAAGCUGCCGCUGAACAUUGAAUGUUUCCUGGAGGAUAUCGAUGUCUCGUCCUCAAUGCAACGUUCGCAGAUGGAGGAGCUUUGCGCUCCCGUUUUCCAGCGCGUGGAGCAGACGUUCAAGCGUCUGCUGGCUGAGUCCAAGCUGCAGCUGGACGACAUCCACUCGGUGGAGAUUGUCGGUGGCAGCUCGCGCAUUCCAGCAGUAAAGCAGCUAAUCGAGCAGGUCUUCAACAAGCCGGCCAGCACUACUCUGAACCAGGACGAGGCUGUUUCCCGCGGUGCUGCUCUGCAGUGCGCCAUUAUGUCGCCGGCGGUUCGCGUUCGCGAGUUUGGCGUCACAGACAUACAGAACUACGCCGUGAAAGUGCUGUGGGACGGUGAGGGUUCCGCUGCUCCGGGAGAAAUCGAGAUCUUUCCGCAGUUCCAUGCGUCGCCGUUCAGCCGCCUGCUGACCAUCAACCGCAAGGGGCCGUUCAACGUUUCGAUCGUUUAUGGACAGCAAGUGCCAUAUCCAGAUCAAACGAUUGGUGUGUGGAAGGUCAAGGAUGUGAAGCCGACGGAGCGCGGUGAGGGACAGGAUGUUAAACUGAAGGUGCGCAUUAACAACAACGGCAUCGUGCUGAUCUCCUCGGCCACCCUGGUGGAAAAGAAGGAAGCGGAAGAAGCUGCAGCUGCUGAGCAGGCUGCCAGUGAGGAGAAGCUCGCCGAGCAGGCUGGAGGCGCUAAUGCUGCCGGUGAACCCACGGACGGCCAGCCGGAGGGCACUGAUAAGAAGAAGAAGGCCUCCAAGGCUACCGAACUGCCCCUGGAGUGCACCACACACGGCUUCAGCCCCAUUGACCUGGGCAACUUCACACAGCAGGAGUCAAAAAUGAUUGGAAACGAUCAAAAGGAGACGGAACGCAUCGAUGCCAAAAAUGCCUUGGAAGAGUUUGUCUACGAUAUGCGCAAUAAACUGCAGGAUGGACCUUUGGAGCGAUUUGUGGUGGAGUCUGAGCGCGAGGCUAUCGUGGCCCAGUUGAAUGAUCUCGAAAACUGGCUAUACGAGGAUGGCGAGGACUGCGAGCGCGAGACCUACACUAGCCGCCUGCAGGCACUGCAUCAAAAGACGGAUCCCAUCAAGGUACGCGCUAACGACUAUGAGCAGUGCCCGGCUGUUUUCGAAGAGCUCAAGGGCAGCAUUGCUAUUGCACGCUUGGCGGUGGCCGAGUUCCGCAAGGGCGUGCCCAAAUACGAUCAUUUAACGGAAACCGAGUUCAUCAACAUCUCGGAGACGGCAGACAAGGCGCAAAAGUGGCUGGACACUCACCUGUCCAAGUUCGCACAGUCGCCACGCACCGCCGACAGCCCCGUCCAGGUUUCCGCCGUGCGCCAUGAAGUCCAAACGCUAAAUGCUUGCGUUAGCUCGGUAAUCAACCGGGCGAAACCGAAACCGGCUCCAAAGACGGCAACACCGCCCAAGGAUGGAGAGGCCAAUGCGGAACAGAAUGGCGGCGAGCCGAACGCCGCUGGCGACAAAAUGGACGUGGAUAACAACGCGCAGAGUGCGGCAGGAAACGAUCCCUCCAUGGAUGUGGAGUGAGCUUUGGCUCCCCUCCGACUACCCGGUUGUCCGGCUAUCCACGGUAUUGGCCUAACGUUAAUGAUAAUAAUAAUAAUAAUUACGAUAACUUAAACGGUAAACAUAUAUGAGAAACGACCUUUGUAUAUGCACUACUGGCUUCAGGACUAGCAGAGUAAACCAGAAUCCAACAAAAUCAAACAGCA